GCGCAGGCGCGCUGGCCGGGGCCGCGAUGGCAGGUGCAGGGUCGGGGCUGCCGGCGCUGCUGCUGCUCUCGCUGUGCGCGGCCGUCACCCGGGGCCUCUACUUUCACAUCGGCGAGACCGAGAAGCGCUGCUUCAUUGAGGAGAUCCCCGAUGAGACCAUGGUCAUCGGCAACUACCGCACCCAGAUGUGGGACAAGCAGAAGGAGGUCUUCCUGCCCUCGACCCCCGGCCUGGGGAUGCACGUGGAGGUGAAGGACCCCGACGGCAAGGUGGUGCUGUCCCGGCAGUACGGCUCCGAGGGCCGCUUCACCUUCACCUCCCACACCCCCGGCGACCACCAGAUCUGCCUGCACUCCAACUCCACCCGGAUGGCGCUCUUUGCCGGCGGCAGGCUGCGCGUGUACCUAGACAUUCAGGUGGGGGAGCACGCCAACAACUACCCUGAGAUCGCGGCCAAGGACAAGCUGACAGAGUUGCAGCUCCGAGCCCGCCAGCUGCUCGACCAGGUGGAGCAGAUCCAGAAGGAGCAGGAUUACCAGCGGUAUCGUGAAGAGCGCUUCCGCCUGACCAGCGAGAGCACCAACCAGAGAGUCCUGUGGUGGUCCAUCGCGCAGACGGUCAUCUUCAUCCUCACUGGCAUUUGGCAGAUGCGUCACCUCAAGAGCUUCUUUGAGGCCAAGAAGUUGGUGUAGUGCCCUCUCUGUGAGCCUCCCUUCACCUCAUUUUGGUACUGUUCCUCACCUGAUACCUUACCCACAGGGAUACUGAGGGGGGAAUCUGGAAAAAAAAAAAAGAAAAAAGAAAAAAGGGACAUAAGGCUCCUUGGUUCCAGGGCUCCCAGCACUUUGCCCAGCCACUGGCUAGCAUUGGUUCUCCAGGACACAGGGCAGGGGCCCAGGCUUUCAAAGAUCCCUCCUGGGUUCUGAGCCGUCUCCUCCCUGCCACCUGUGAUUCGCCUCCAUCUUAUUACAAAAUGAGCAAAUGAAAAAAAAAAAAAGACCCUUUCUCCUUUCCUUUUCUACUCACACAGUAGAUAAAUGAAGUAUCCCACCAGAGGGCCUCGCUCCCCAGCCUGCCCCUAUUCACUCAGUGACUGUGAAUGUAAAUAAGGGGCAGGACCUGGCUCCCAAAGAUGGCAAUGUUUUUCUAUAUAUUAGAACUAUAUUUUGAUAAAUCCUGUUUUCCUUCUUAGUUGAAGUGACCCUGGCCUGUGUGACGAGUGGAAACACCAAUACUGUUCCCUCUAGUCUUAGCCAUGCCCUUUUAGUCACUACUGUGGUAGCUGGCAAGAUUUUCACAGGCUGUGGGUCCCCAGGGGACAUCAUAGGUUCUUUGGGGGCUGGAGAGGUAGCACAGCGAGGAGGGUGCAUUUGCCUUGCACGCAGCUGACCCAGAUUUGAUUCCCAGCAUCCCAUAUGGUUCCCCCGAGCACUACCAGGAGUAAUUCCUGAGUGCAUGAGCCAGGAGUAUCCCAAGCAUUGCCAGGUGUGACCCCCAAAAAAGCAAAAAAAAAAAAACCCACAUUUUUUUGGAGCCCUUUUGGAGGGCAGAGCUGAGACCCUGGUGAUAGCUGGGAUGCCCAUCACACAGCCUGAGAACACGAACAAACAGUGCCAGCUAGCAUGAGGCAGAUGUGCCAGCCUCCGUCUCCCUUAAAUCUUUAUUUGAGCCGUGGUAAAUGUUGUCUUCACAGGAGCCAGAUCCGUUCCUUAUACAGAUUUUACCAGUGAAAUAAAAGGUGUUGCAGUA
This is a messenger RNA of Sorex fumeus (smoky shrew), 1749 nucleotides long. It is a transcript of the gene TMED4, whose product is annotated as transmembrane p24 trafficking protein 4. The record is from RefSeq and is a predicted model, not a curated record. NCBI's taxonomy places the organism in Eukaryota, Metazoa, Chordata, Mammalia, Eulipotyphla, Soricidae. The coding region runs from base 27 to 692 and encodes 221 amino acids. Gene Ontology annotation, cellular component: COPII-coated ER to Golgi transport vesicle; endoplasmic reticulum-Golgi intermediate compartment; endoplasmic reticulum. Gene Ontology annotation, biological process: Golgi organization; endoplasmic reticulum to Golgi vesicle-mediated transport; intracellular protein transport. The transcript has 5 exons.